AUAAUGGCAGCUCGUCAACUGCUGCCGUCUCAUUCUUUGACGAACAUCCCGCUUAUUCCGGAAUCUUUUCAUUUUUCGACAUUGUUUGAUACGUUGAUGUACUGAAAUUCACCGCCUUGGAAGUAACUCAAUCGGUACUCCAUCCAUGGUAUGAAUGUCUUGUAGCGUUUGGUCAUCCUAAGGGAAAUAAUUCACAUUGAUUCAGAAUUGAAACUCGUCGCCGAACUGUGUCUGUGACUGAGGAGCCCACGUGUUGUGUGAAGACGAACUUGUCAUCCGGAAGGAAGCGCGCCCGCGGGAAAGUUUGAAUAGGUGCAUUGAGCGUGCAUGAUCAUCAUAGACCGAUUGCAACGUACCGGUAAUCAGCUGUCCGCUAGCCGAAACUCUCCCGUCAGUCAAAGCCGACUUUGGUGAAGUUGUCAUUACGUGCAAUUCAGGAUGUCAGCCACCCUUUGCUUAGCAGAUGGCACCCAGUAUUCGGGGAAGUUAUUUGGAGCUAACUGCAGUGUUUCUGGAGAAGUUGUUUUCCAGACUGGUAUGGUUGGCUACCCAGAAUCCUUGACAGAUCCUUCCUACAAGUACCAGAUCCUGAUCCUGACCUACCCUCUCAUCGGAAACUAUGGCAUCCCGGCCAACGACAAGGAUGAGUUUGGACUCCCACUCUGGUUUGAGUCAGAGAAGAUUCAUGUGUCUGCACUCAUCGUCGGGGAGCUGUCCGAGUACUACAAUCAUUGGGCGGCUGCCAAGUCGCUCAGUGAUUGGCUAAAAGAACACAACAUUCCUGCCAUACAGGGUAUCGACACGAGAGCCUUGACAAAGAAGAUCAGAGAACAUGGCACAAUGCUUGGAAAGGUGAUUGUUGAAGGCACUAAACCAGAAAGCAUUCCAUUUGAGGAUCCAAACCUUCGAAAUCUCAUCGCUGAGGCUUCUACAACAAAACCAAUGGUUUACAACAAGGGUGCACCAUGUCGAAUCACGGCAAUCGAUUGUGGUAUGAAAUACAACCAGAUCCGUCUCCUUGCUCAGCGAGGGGCCCAGGUGACCGUGGUGCCGUGGGACCACCCUCUUAAUAUUGCAGAUUUUGAUGGUCUGUUUAUCAGCAACGGUCCUGGUGACCCUGCUAUGGCUGAGGUCACCAUCAACAACAUCCGUUCUAUCCUGAAUGGGAACCAGAUUAAACCAGUAUUUGGCAUCUGUAUGGGGCAUCAACUCACCUCUCUUGCUAUCGGAACGAAGGCUUACAAAAUGAAGUACGGGAACCGCGGUCACAACCAACCUUGCACCCACUCCGGUACCGGACGGUGCUACAUCACCACCCAGAACCACGGGUUCGCCAUCGACACCAGCAACCUCCCGGACGGCUGGUCGGUCCUCUUCACCAACGAGAACGACAAGACCAACGAGGGGAUCAUCCACGAUACCAAACCAUUCUACACCGUUCAGUUCCACCCAGAGCAUAUGGGCGGUCCCAGGGACCUUGAGGUGCUCUUCGAUGUCUUCAUGGAUACGGUGAAGGACUACAAGGCAGGCAAGAGUGAGAUAGUAACAGUCAAGCAGAGGAUCCAGGACAUCUUGAACUUCAAGGCGUUACCAGGAACCCCAACACCGGACACCCAACCUCAGAAGGUCCUCAUCUUAGGGUCCGGAGGACUUUCCAUCGGACAGGCUGGAGAGUUUGAUUACUCUGGUUCACAGGCCAUCAAAGCAUUGCGAGAGGAAGGCAUACACACCGUUCUCAUAAACCCCAACAUAGCAACGGUGCAGACAUCCAAGGGUUUGGCGGACAAGGUCUACUUUCUCCCUAUAACGCCAGAAUAUGUGACACAGGUCAUCGAAAGUGAGCGACCGGACGGCAUCCUCCUGACCUUUGGAGGUCAGACUGGUCUCAACUGCGGGGUCAAACUCCAGAAUAGCGGUGUCCUGCAGCGCUACAACGUCAAGGUCCUGGGAACCCCGGUCAAGUCCAUCGAAGACACAGAAGAUAGGAAGGUCUUUGCUGAUCGCAUGCAGGGCAUUGGAGAGAAGGUGGCCCCUAGCUCCGCUGCGUACUCUGUUGAUGAGGCUAUUGAAGCAGCCAAUCACAUCGGCUAUCCUGUCCUCGUCAGAGCGGCAUAUGCCCUGGGAGGACUAGGGUCUGGAUUCGCCAACAACAGUGACGAGCUUCUCAAAUUGGCAAACGCUGCCUUCGCUCACACAACCCAAGUGCUCAUUGACAAGUCAUUGAAGGGAUGGAAGGAGGUGGAGUACGAGGUCGUACGAGACGCUUACGACAAUUGCAUCACCGUUUGCAACAUGGAGAACAUCGACCCUCUUGGAAUCCAUACGGGUGAAUCUAUCGUGGUAGCACCUAGUCAGACCCUGACUAACAUGGAGUAUAACAUGCUGAGGAAGACUGCGAUAAAGGUCAUCAGACAUCUAGGGGUCGUAGGAGAGUGCAAUAUACAGUACGCCCUCAACCCAGAGUCGCACGAGUUUUUUAUCAUCGAGGUGAACGCCAGACUUUCCCGUAGCUCUGCCCUGGCCAGUAAGGCCACUGGGUACCCUCUGGCUUACAUCGCUGCCAAGCUUGCCCUGGGGAUCCCCCUGCCAAAGUUGAAGAACUCUGUCACCAACUCUACCACGGCCUGCUUUGAACCCAGCCUGGACUACUGUGUGGUGAAGAUACCUCGCUGGGAUCUCAAGAAGUUCACCAAAGUCAGUAAGAAGAUUGGUAGUUCGAUGAAGAGUGUCGGAGAGGUGAUGGCUGUUGGAAGAAAGUUUGAAGAGGCAUUUCAGAAAGCCCUUCGCAUGGUGGAUGAGAACGUAACGGGAUUUGACCAUGACAAGAAGAAGGUCUCCGAUGAUGUCCUCAAUCUGCCGACCGAUGAGCGCAUCUUUGUGGUCGCAGCAGCUCUCAAGGCAGGCUACACCAUCGACAAGCUCUACGACCUGACCCGUAUCGACCCGUGGUUCCUCCACAAGUUCAACAACAUCGUCAGCUGUUCCACAGCCCUGGAGACCUCUCCUGGAGAGCCAUCUAAGGAUCUGAUGCUCCAGGCCAAGAAGUUGGGGUUCUCCGAUAAGCAGAUCUCCAGGUGCAUCAUGAGCACUGAGCUAGCAGUCCGCACCCUUCGACAGGGCUAUGGUCUAAAGCCAUUUGUGAAACAGAUCGACACAGUCGCUGCUGAGUGGCCAGCCAGCACCAACUACCUCUAUCUGACCUACAACGGCGACACCCACGACCUUGAUUUCCCCGGAGGUCAUGUGAUGGUGAUCGGUUCAGGGGUGUAUCGUAUUGGGAGCAGCGUGGAGUUUGAUUGGUGCGCUGUUCGCUGCAUCACUGAAAUAAGAGAACAUGGACAUAAGACCAUCAUGAUCAACUACAACCCGGAGACGGUGAGCACGGACUACGACAUGUGCGAUCGGCUGUACUUUGAUGAGAUCUCCUUCGAGACGGUGAUGGAUAUCUAUGAGAGCGAGGAUCCCAGCGGUGUCGUUCUCUCCAUGGGUGGGCAGCUACCUAACAACAUCGCCAUGGCUCUGCACAGACAACAGUGUCGUAUUCUGGGUACUUCCCCCGAGUCAAUCGACAAUGCUGAGAAUCGUUUCAAGUUCUCUCGUAUGCUGGACCAGAUUGGGCUCAACCAGCCCCAGUGGAAGGAACUCACCAAUAUUGAGGCCGCCAAAGAGUUCUGUGAGAGGGUUGGCUAUCCAUGUUUGGUGCGUCCGUCCUACGUAUUGAGCGGUGCUGCUAUGAAUGUUGCCCAUACUCACAAUGAUCUAGAGGGCUUUCUCAGCAGUGCCGUCGCACUCAGCAAGGAGCAUCCCGUCGUCAUCUCAAAGUUCAUCAUGGAAGCCAAGGAAAUUGAUGUGGACGCAGUAGCUCAGGACGGGAAAAUUGUUGCCAUAGCGAUCUCGGAACACGUAGAGAACGCCGGCGUGCACUCGGGAGAUGCAACUCUUGUUACCCCACCCCAAGAUCUGAACCAGGAGACGAUCGUCAAGAUAACUGCCAUCACCGCAGCCAUUGGAGCAAGUCUAGAAGUCAACGGUCCCUACAACCUACAGCUCAUUGCAAAGGACAAUCAACUCAAGGUGAUCGAGUGCAAUCUCAGGGUCUCUCGCUCCUUCCCCUUUGUCUCCAAGACAUUGGAUGUUGACCUGAUUUCCAUUGCGACCAAGGUGAUACUUGGCCAGCGGGUGGAAACCAUCGGCAAGCUGGAAGGCACAGGCCGGGUGGGAGUCAAGGUGCCACAGUUCUCCUUCUCCCGUCUGGCCGGUGCUGACAUGCUUCUAGGUGUGGAGAUGGCCAGUACCGGUGAGGUUGCAUGCUUUGGUGAAGACCGCUUUGAAGCUUACAUGAAGGCAAUGCUGAGCACUGGCUUCAGGAUCCCAAAGAACAAUAUCCUUCUCUCUAUCGGUAGCUACAAGGGGAAAAUGGAACUUCUUCCUGCCGUGAGAACCCUAGCCGCGAUGAACUACAACCUUUAUGCCAGCGUGGGUACGGCAGACUUCUACAAUGAACAUGGUAUCAAGAUCAAAGCUGUUGAAUGGCCAUUUGAAGAGGAGACUCCCGAGCAGAAGAAAGCCAACGGCGACGCCCCACUCAGCAUGCUGGACUGUCUCUCCGAGAAGCACUUUGACAUGGUCAUUAACCUGCCGAUGAGGAACAGCGGAGCGCGUAGAGCCUCUUCCUUCGUCACGAGGGGUUACCGGACACGACGCAUGGCCAUUGACAAAGAGAUCCCGCUUAUUACCGACAUCAAGAAAGCCAAGAUGUUCAUUGAGGCUUUGCGUCGCAUUGGAGGGGCCCCACGGGUCAAGACUCACAUCGACUGUCUCACGUCCAACCGAACCAUCCGUCUUCCUGGCCUCAUUGACGUCCAUGUCCACCUCCGCGAACCUGGGGCAACGCACAAGGAAGACUUUGCCUCUGGAACGGCAGCGGCUCUGGCGGGAGGAAUCACGCUGGUCGGUGCCAUGCCUAACACGUCACCAGCGAUCACGGAUCAGACAUCCUUCCAGCUUGUCAAGAAGCUUGCUCAACUUGGAGCGCGUUGUGAUUACGCCAUCUAUGUCGGAGCGGGACCAGAUAAUUUCAACGAGGUUCCGAUCAUCGGUAACGCCGCCAUGGGGAUGAAGAUGUACCUUAAUAAGACGUUCACUUCACUUAGAUUGGACAAUGUAACAACUUGGAUCGAGCAUCUACAAACCUGGCCCCGUCACCUGCCGUUGGUAGCCCACGCCGAGGGACGAACCACUGCGGCCAUCCUCUUCAUUGCUCAAUCUCUAAAUAGACCCAUUCACAUCGCUCAUGUUGCUAGGAGAGAUGAGAUCGAGGUGGUUAGAAUGGCCAAGGAAUCCGGUAUGCAGGUCACCUGUGAGGUUACUCCGCAUCAUCUCUUCUUGACCGAGGAUGACCUUGAUGUCAUAGGUCAUGAGAGAGGUCAGGUCAAGCCCUGUCUGGUCACUGCCGAUGACCAACAGGCAUUAUGGGAUAAUAUGGACAUCAUUGAUUGCUUCGCUACUGACCACGCCCCGCAUACAGUUGAAGAGAAGAACGGCGAGAACCCGCCCCCAGGCUUCCCCGGUCUUGAGACCAUGCUCCCGCUCUUGCUCACGGCUGUCAAUGAUGGCAGGCUAACUAUUGAGGAUAUAAUCCUACGUCUCCAUACCAACCCCCGGAGGAUCUUCAGCUUGCCGGAGCAGAAGGACACCUACAUCGAGGUAGACCUGGACCAGGUCUGGACCAUACCCACUGCCAUGGCCCACACCAAGAGCAAGUGGACCCCGUUUGCGGGUCGAAAGGUCAAAGGGGCGGUGCGUAGGGUCGUGCUGCGGGGAGAGCUGGCCUAUGUGGAUGGACAGGUGGUUGUAUCACCAGGAUUCGGGAAGGACGUCCGCACCAUGCCGGAGGGUGUACCCACCCCCGCGCCCCUCUCUGUGCAGGUGGCACCUGCCCCACAGAUACUGGGACAGCCAUCCUCUCGUCCCACUUCACGCCCCUCCUCGCCCCACAGGCUGCCCAGAGAGGGUGAGACACGCUUCCAGCUACCUGCCAGGGUUCAUCGACUGUCAGAACCGAGUGAAACCAACUUGAUGUCGCCCCCAAUCAACCCCCCUCAGCCGACCAGGACGGCCUUCGCAUCACCACAGCAGGGUAUGAUGUCCCCCUUUGGUCUUGGGGAUGGACCCCCUCUUACCCCUGUACCGGUGGUGUCUACCGGUGGAUCCUCGUUGACGGGUAAACACAUCCUGAGUGCAGCUCAGAUGACCAAAGAACAGCUUCACAACCUGUUCAACAUCACUCACAACAUGAGGAAGAACUUGGAUUAUUCAAUUCUUAAGGGUAAGGUUGUGAGCCUGAUGUUCUACGAGGGAAGCACAAGGACUUCAUCAUCAUUCCAGGCCGGAACCCAGCGUCUUGGAGGCAGUGUCAUCAAGUUUAAUGAGAGCACCUCAUCUCAUUCCAAAGGAGAGACGCUGUCAGAUACCGUACAGAUGAUGGCUAGCUAUGCUGAUGUAAUAGUCCUUCGUCAUCCUCAGCCUGGGGCAGUAGAAGCAGCCUCUAAGGUCUGUCGCAAACCGAUCAUCAACGCUGGUGACGGAGUCGGGGAGCAUCCAACCCAAGCCCUGCUGGAUAUCUUCGCAAUUCGUGAGGAGAUCGGUACAGUCAAUGGGUUGACGAUCACAAUGGUUGGUGACUUGAAGCACGGUCGCACUGUCCAUUCCCUGGCCAGACUACUGACCCUCUAUCGGGUCAAUCUCCGCUACGUCUCACCGGAUAGUCUCAAGAUGCCGGCCAAGGUCAAGGAGUAUGUCAAGAAUAGAGGCAUUCUACAGGAAGAAUAUGCCACCAUUGAAGAGGCCUUGCCCGAUACAGACGUCCUUUACAUGACACGAAUCCAAAGAGAGAGAUUUGAGAGUAUUGAAGAAUACAAUAAGGUAUCUGGUCACUUCAUCUUGACCACUCAUACAAUGACCAAGGCCAAGGAAAAGAUGGUUGUACUUCACCCUCUUCCCAGGGUUGAUGAAAUCAGCCCUGCUGUCGAUACUGACCCAAGAGCAGCCUACUUCAGGCAAGCAGAAUACGGCAUGUACGUCAGGAUGGCUCUCCUGGCCAUGGUACUUGGCAAGGCAUAGAACCUACAGUGGCCUUUGACAAUAUCAGCAAGACUUCAGCAACAUCAAUAGGAUUCUUUGGUACUUGACAAGACAUCAGGAGUGGACAUAGCCGGAUAAGACACAGUACCUUGGACAGAAAUGGAAUUCCAUCUAAUCUGGUUGGAUUUACUUCUGAAAGGUAUAGAACCUACAGCUGUAUGGUGGACUUUGACAAGAUCAGCAAGACUUCAUUCAACAAGACUUCAGCAGCACCGAUGGGAUUCUUUGGUACUUAGCAUGACAUCAGGAGUGGACAUAGCUGGAUAAGACAUAGUACUUUGGACAGAAAUGGAAUUGCAUCUAACCUGGCUGGAUACUUCUGAAUGGCAGAGAACCUAUAGUGGCCUUUGACAAUAUCAGCAAGACUUCAGCAGCAUCAAUGGGAUUCUUUGGUACUUGACAAAACAUCAGGGAUAGAACAUAGUGUACAAAUAAUAUGAACUGUGAAAUGGAAUUGCAUCUAACCUGGCUGGAUUUGCCAUUAAAAAGCAUAGAUGCUACUGUGACCUUUAACAAUAUCAGCAAGACUUGAGCGGCAUCAUUUUCUCUUUUCUGCUUCAACUAUUGAAUCCUUUGGUAGUUGGUAAGGUUAAGAUCUAAUGUAGCCUUUGACAAUGUCAGCAAUACAUUAGCAGCAUCAAUGUAGAUCUUCACCUCUCUGUUGGGUAUAUUUAUGUUUCGUGACAAUGCCAGUAUGAUUAACCCACUUAGCUCCAGUAGGCUUCGGGACUGCCUGGUACUAGAAGGCAACUGGUUAAGACAGUAAAGUGUCCACUUCUUUUGUUGGGAUUUUUUUUCAAAGGACUUAUUUACAUGUCCUUCAUAGCACUGAUGGCCCCUUUCUGUGAAAAAGCACUUAGCGACACUGCCUUUGUGGCCUUUGAGCAAUGGUAGCGUGGGUCUAGACAAACUAAAUUUAUUGAGUUUUUGUUCAGUCUCCAACAUCAGUAUGCUUUACUUGAAAGUAUGAAAGUUGAGGGGGGAGGGGGAAGGGUCGCACUGUUGUCACAAAAACAUAUAUUAUGUGUGCAUGUAAUGUUUUGCCUAAUAUUCAGUUGUUGUUUUUUUGUCAUCCCUGUACUUCUCAAAGAAGAAAUUGUUGUUCAUAAAUAUCAUAUUGUCCAUGUUAAAAACAAGUCGCUUCCAAAAAUGUUUCACAUUUGCAAUGGUUGUGUGAUAGUUGGUCAAUCAUCAUUAUUCGUUCAUAGUACUUUAAGCCAUCAAUUACUUCAUUAUGUAUUCAAUGUUUUUAAUGACAGUUCUAAUGACAUGCGUAUCAACAAUCAAACUUGACUUUUAAAGUGAAAUGGUUGAGAACAAGGAAAAAGCUUAUAAUGAUAAUAAUAUAGGGUAUUUAUAUUACGCACAUAUCCACCUUGUUAGGUGCUCAAGGCGCUCCUAUAUUACCCGGCUAAGCUAGGCGUUCACAGCGCACACAGCUUCUUAAGGAAUUACUUCCUACCGGUACCCAUUUACCUCGCCUGGGUUGAGUGCAGCACAUUGUGGAUCAGUUUCUUGCCGAAGGAAAUUACGCCAUGGCUGGGAUUCGAACCCAUGACCCUCUGUUUCAAAGUCCGAAGACUAAUCCACUGGGCACCACAAUAAUGCAAUGAUUUACAGGACUGUCAAAAUGUAAAAUAUGAUCAAAGAGGAGAAUCUUUGCCAAAAUGUUGACUAUUGAAUUCUGUCAUUCCCACAGGCUUUGUUCGCGGCCCAACUAUUCACUAGCAUGAUUAGGGAAUGGACUUAUUACCCUCUACUUUUAAUUUGUAAAUUUGCAAAAAGCCUGUACGUGUGCAUAUUCAGUAAUAUUCUGCACUUUUCUCACACACUGUAUGAAUAAACAUUCCAUACAUGUUUAACAAUAGGAAUGGUGAGCACAAAUGAAGGAAUCAAUGUCCUCCAAAUAAAGAUAUUUCGAUCGCCAAUAAAAUUUGGAAUGGUGGCCAGUAAUGCACUUGCAUGAAAUGCAGUCUCCCAAAUCAAAUAUGCAAAUAUUAAAAGUUUAUUUAAGGUGCUAAAACCCAUCAAGUCCUCCAUCAUACAAUGAAUGUUAUAUUCACGGCUGUUUGUAUAUUGUUAGUUGUGCGCAAUCAUGUUUUCAUUUGUAAAGCAAAGAAAAAAGAAAAAUCUGAAAAAAGCAACUGUGAUACUUUUGUUUAAACAUGGAACUAGUCUUUAAGAGAGAAAACAUAAACAGACUGUAUUCAGGUUAUUUGUGGAUUUUAAAAAUCCAUGUUUAUUGUUAUUAUUAUUGCCAUCACAUUGAUUAGUCAUGUGACAUACUCCAGGAGGCAAGCAAGAUGACAGUCAUUCUAAUAGUAUUGUGGCAAUACAUGAUUGGCAGCCAGAGGCUGAUACAGGUUUACCAAAUAUAAGAACAUACGCUGUACGAAGAUAUUAUACUAAGAGUAGAUAAAUUUUAAGAAAUGCCUUCAAUACAUAAUAGAUUAAAUUACACUAAUGGAUUUAGAUUUGGGCCAAAGUGACGCAAUAAUGAAAUAAUUCGUAGAAGAAACUUGCGGUGUAUUCACUAAAGCAUUGUGAUUAUUUAUCUGUAUUUCAUUUCUUAAAAUUUUAUUUGGUAUGUUUGGGGGAUUUUUGCAACCUAUUUUUGUGAAGUCUGAGGCUGUGUAGAAAGCACAUUUGUCAUAGAUUUUAAAGCCUCUGAUCAAGCAAAAAAGUGAAUUUAUAAAAUGCAAUGAAUCUAAAGAUGAGAGUGUAUGAAUUUUUGGAUAUAUGCUGUGUUAUAGGCUGAAAUAGAAAUGAUUUGUGUGGAGAUAUAUAAGAAAAAGUAUAAAACGGAAUUUAAUGAAUAUUGGAAGAAAGUUAGAUGUAUUUGUUUAUUAAUAAUAGUUAUCAAAGAAAUGUAAACAUUGAUCAUAAUUAUCACAUCUGAAUUGAUUCUUAUUUGUUGAAGAAAAGUUGAUAUUGACAGAUUUUUCGUAUGAAAUGAAAUAAAUCUUGGUUGUGCUAUUUGUAAGUUUCUAUAUUUGGAAAUACUGUCUUGGAAUGUAUGUGAUAUGAAGUACUUAAAUUGUGCCUUUUCUACAGUUUACCAUCUGUGUGGUAGUAAAAUGUUAUGUCAGAUAUUAUGCAUGGAAGUAUAAAAGGGAAUGUAUGGAGAAGAGUCAAUUAAGCGUGCAAAGAACCCUUUCUUUAAACAUUUUCCAUUCAAGUAGAAUCUACAUUAGGUAUUGUAUUUUGUUUAAAACAAUCCAUUUAUUCCAUAAGUAUUCUAAUGGAAUUGUAUCUUUAUGCAUCAUUAUCAUUGUUGAGUGAUUAAAUUGUUUUUCAUUGUUGAAUGAUUAAAAAGAGAUGCAUACAUUGAUUUUGAAUUCAGUAUUUGAUCAAGCACAUUCAGUCAGGUAUAACUAAUGGUACAGGGUAUUUCAACAUUGAUCUUCCUUUAGAAUAAUCAUCUUUGCAGCCAUUGAAAUGAAUUUCAAAAUUUCAACCAAAAUUACACGAAGCACAUAUGUGUAAAUAUAUGUUGUCGUUUUUGAAGCACACAUUGUACAUGUAGUUGGUGGAGGGUAUAGCGUAGAAGUUUGAAUUUUUCAGGGUGCACAGCGUGAAAGUGAAGAAACUCAUAAAGAUGCACAAGGAAUAAGGAUUUUUCAUUUUAUCAAAUCAAGUUUUCUUGUAAAAUGUUUCCUUGCUUUCAUUUGUAGUAUUAGGUAUAUGGUGUGGAUUUAUGUUGGUCCUAUUUUUUUCCUAUGAAUUGAUUUACAAAAGCAGCUUAUUUGUAAGUAUAAUUGUAAUGCGAGAAUGCGAAAGUAAACGUGUAACUGUUAGUGUAUUGCAAGGUUUGUUGAUUUGUAAGUAAUGACUCAAUCACCGAUUUAGGUAUUGUUUAUAACUUCUUUUGAAAUGUGUAGGUCAUUGAUAUAAACAUUAUUGUGAAUGAACAUUAAAACUGAUCUGUAGAACAUGAGCUGAAUUCUGUUAAGCGAUUUGACCAAAAUAUCAUGAAAUUGAAACGAGUUUCAAGUACUUUGUGACAUUUCUUGAUUUUCAUUCCCUUUUUAUACAGGUACAAUGUAUUGAUUCAGAUAUUUUUUUUCUUGUUUGCAUUAUUUGUGAAAAUGAAUCCAAUAAUGAAAGUGUGGAAUGUAUUUUAAUUUCUUUUUUUCUUCACAGCAAUCCUAAGCAUAUGUUGGACCAGUGAAAAUAAACUAAAGAAAAAAGUGUAUUUAACUUUUAGUUAUUUACAUGCAAUAAUUAGACGUGUUGAGGUAUACCAGUACUAAGAAUUUGUCCUUCCUUGCAAGCACAACUUCUUGUUACUCAUCAAUAUCAAAUCAUGAAUUUUUGUUCCAAGAAAUUACGAACAUGAAAGAAUGUUGGUUGUAUUCAAGGUACAGAAUAACAUGUUCGACUGUAUGUAUAAAAUUGGCAUGUCAAUUUCAAGAUUUUGAAUCUUGAGUUAGGAAAUUAACAUAAGUAAUGUGAAGAUAUUAAUAGUGUAUUGAUGUGAUGGUCACAGCCAUUUGUGACUAUCAUAUGCAUCAAGUGGGGUUUUCUUUUUGUUUAUUAUUUAUGUUCCAGAAGGCUCGGUGAUAAAGUGUAGAAGUACACAUCGGAAAUCAAUAAAGGCCCUUUUUUGUCUCUCUCGCACAAUAUUGUACUGUUACAUCACAUUCAAUAAAAUAUUGUAUAACACCAAA
Molecule: messenger RNA, 11813 nt
Organism: Lytechinus pictus (painted urchin)
Lineage: Eukaryota; Metazoa; Echinodermata; Echinoidea; Temnopleuroida; Toxopneustidae
Product: multifunctional protein CAD-like
Exons: 39
Coding region: 439-7122 (2227 amino acids)
Biological process (GO): L-glutamine metabolic process; L-citrulline biosynthetic process; UTP biosynthetic process
Cellular component (GO): cytoplasm; cytosol
Molecular function (GO): aspartate carbamoyltransferase activity; ATP binding; carbamoyl-phosphate synthase (glutamine-hydrolyzing) activity
Source: RefSeq, a predicted model, not a curated record